Messenger RNA from Plasmopara halstedii, 555 nucleotides. Its product is annotated as Extracellular protein SEL-1 and related proteins. The transcript is spliced from 2 exons. Gene Ontology annotation, molecular function: protein binding. The record is from RefSeq and is a predicted model, not a curated record. The coding region runs from base 1 to 555 and encodes 184 amino acids. NCBI's taxonomy places the organism in Eukaryota, Oomycota, Peronosporomycetes, Peronosporales, Peronosporaceae.
AUGCUAGCCACACUGUAUAAUGAAGGUCGGGGUGUGAGUGAAGACGUGGUUCGUGCAGUAAAGUUACUUCAGGAUGCUGCUAAAAUGGAUAAUAAGCAUGCUAAGUUUCAUCUUGGUAUGAUGUACGAAUACGGUCGUGGUGUUCCACAAGACUUUCAGUACGCAGCCGAAUUAUAUCGACAAGCUGGCGAGCAUGUACCAGAUGCUUCAUAUUUCCUCGGAUUACUUUUCCUUCAGGGUCGUGGCGUUGAUCAAAGCUUUAAACGUGCGCGUGAACAAUUUCUAAAGGCAGUGGAUCUAGGAAGUGCGCAAGCUAUGUACGCAUUAGGACAAAUGCACAUACAUGGCCAGGGAUGUACUAUCGACUACUCGCAGGCACUCUACUGGCUAAAACUUGCUGUUGAGCAAGAUGACGUUCGAAUUCGCGCUACUGCUGACACAGUGGCAAAAGAAAUUGAGUAUGUACUUAGUCAGGCAGAUUUGCAGGUUCAGGCAAGUGAGCGCCAAUUAGGUGUAUCUUUUCAUGUUCAUAUUGGCAAUGUGGACGGUAACUAG